GUUCCAGCUAAUAAUAGUAGUACUAGUAGUAUUUAUUCAUAUUUCUCUAGGGCAGUCCCCACAGACCUAGGCUAUGGUCUCCUUACGGGGUACCCUAGCCAAUCUAGGAUUGCGAUACGAAAUUGACUUGGUGAAGGAGCAAGGCGGACCGAUGCCGGAACCGAGUUCCAGCGGUCAGCGGCUAAAGAAAGAGAGGAAUAACCAAAUCGAGAGGAGGCUCGAGGCAGUAGCUAAUCUGCCCAGAUAAGACAGAUUGGAGUCUGGAGCCAAUGGACAUGCGCGAGCGUAGCUUCCGUUCACGGAUCUCAGUCUAGUCGUGUGCUCGACGUUCGUCAAAGUAGAUUUUCGCCCGUAGCGAACCGAGCCUCGUGGCUUGUAGUUUGACUUAGCGGUUUCACUGCUCGGAUUGCAGUAGGGUUCGUUGUCGUUGGACCUGUCGGGAGGGGUUGUGACAAGUGCUGCAAGUGUAGAGCAUACCUAGUGCCUGCAAGUCGCGGACAACUGAGAUUGGAAACUAACGUUUCGUCUCAGUAUUUCAGCGGACAGCCAUGCUUGAAGCAACUCCUCUGUCAACUCAUAGCUAUGACAUCGUCGGCUAGGUUCUUCCUCUGGUGUUCGAAGGGACGCGUACAACGCAUCAAGGAAGCGCUCAACAAGGGAGGGAAUAUCGAUCGUUUGUUGGAGGAGCGCCAUGGCAUGUUCCUGUACACACCACUACACGUUGCAGUUGUGAAGGACCAGCACGAAGUGGUUGAGGUGCUGGUGAAGUUCUACUAUGCAGACGUGAACUGUAAGAGUGGCAACGGGUACACACCACUGCACUUGGCUGCACACCAGGGCUACCGAGAGUGCGCCAAGCACCUACUGUCCGCCUCUGUCAGCGUGGACUUUGAGCUGCGCGACAGCAACAACCGCAGGACGGCACUGGAGGCCGCACAGGAUGCUGGCAACACGGACAUUGUGAAAAUGAUCCGAUCGGCAGCUCUAUUUCAAGCUGUCAACACACGAUACGAGGACUGUGCACACAUUACACGGCUUCUCGAGCGAGUCCAGUGGCAAGAUUUUGAGCCUGGCGUGUUUGAAAAGUGCCUAACAGUGUGUGCUGCCAAGGGUUUUCUGCUGGCGGCAAGUUUGCUCCUCAUCAGGCCACACAGCCGCUUUGACGUGAAGCAUUUCCAGAAGCUGUCGCUGGAAAACAACCACUUUCUGCUGGGCGCGUUCUUCAUGCUGUUCAAAGCAGCCAAGACUAAUGAGCCACAGCUCUUCAAGCAAGUCGAGUCAUCCACGCUGGAUGAGAAAUCCAAAUCUGAUGAACCAGCAAAGCCAGAUGAGCUUGCCAAGCCUGCUGAUACAGAUGCUGUGGCUGCCAGCAAAGGCUCCCGGCCCUCCACGAUCCAGUCCGGCAGCGGCGAUACCAGCAGAAGCAGCUCACAAAAGUCGGAUGAGCAGGCCCGUCGAUCCUCUAUGGUACAGCAUGCAAUCGAGGAGUGCCUGUCGGAUGUGAAUUCCCGCAUGUGUCUGAUGGCAGUUGCCAAGCGCAAAGGUCAUGUUCAGGUUGUGAAAGAGCUGCUGCUAAGACACAAGGCAAACAAGAAGGCGCACACUGUCGGCUGGGAAGGACUGGUGCUGCGAGAUGUGAACAGCACUUGGAUUGCUGCAGUGGCUGACUGGGUCACUCUCUUCAACCUUAACUUCAACUACCUUAGCACUGUUCCCAAGCAUCUAGCACAGUGUUCGCACCUGACCAAGCUGUUCUUGCGCGGCAACAAGCUGCGCACCGUUCCCGACGAGCUGGUCCAGAUGCUGGAGCUUCGCACGCUGGACCUUUCGGCGAACGACCUGACCUCGCUGCCCGAGUGCAACUGGACCGAGAACCUGGUGUAUUUGAAUGUGACGCAGAACGUGCUGGACAGCCUGCCACUGGGUAUGAUGCACUGCAAGGAGAGCCUGGACACGCUCUACAUCAAUUCAAACCAGUUUACGAAAGUUCCGGAGCUGAUUGGAGAGCUGCAAAGCCUUCAGUUCCUAGACCUCAGCCACAACCAUGCGAGCCUUAACACACUGCCCGAUUUCCUGGGCAAUUUGACCUACCUACACAGCUUGGGCCGGGCUGGGCUCAACAUCACACAACCACCCCGGGCUAUGACCAUGAGUGACAGCCGCCUGAAAACGCUCCUCCGCCAGCGACAGCAAGGCUGCAAGCCGUACUAUGGCAUGAAACUCAUGGUGGUGGGCCUGCCUGGAAAGGGAAAGACAACAUUGAUAGGACGCUUGCGUGGCAUCCCCGUCAUGAGCGACAUGAGCACCGUCGGCAUCGACAUCAACGAGUGGAACUACCGACCGCCGGAGAUUGCAGAUGCGGCGGCGACGGUGACGCGUCUCAAGGAGGACAUCCAGUACCGAGUGUGGGACUUUGCCGGCCAGCAGGUCUACUACACCACGCACCAGUGCUUCUUGUCCAGCCGCUGCGUGUACGUGCUCGUCUGGAACGUCAACGAUGGCCAGCGCGGCAUCGACGAGAUGAGCCCGUGGCUGGACAACAUACGUAUGUGCGCGCGUCACUCGGUCGUCGUCAUCGUCACCACGCACAUCGACGUGAUGCUGGAGCAGCAGCAGGAUGCGCGGGUGGUUGUCGAGACGGAGGGCAUGCUGCAGAAGUUUGCGUCCAGAACGCCGUACCGCGAGAUGACGAUCAAGAUUGCACCGUUGGUCAGCGAUGUGCAGCAGAUACGACUGACCAUCGUCGAAGCUACAGUAGCCAUUCAGCUGAAACGCAGUCACAAGAAGGCUCUCGGAGAAGAGAUACCGAAAUGCUACAUUGACUUGGAGCAGGUCAUCGUGCAGAAACGCAUGGAGCUGAGAGCUACCAACGCACCUCAGAUUUUGAACAUUGAUGAACUGCAGGAGCUGAUCAGGGGGAAAGGAGUCAUCGGCCUCGACCAUGACAGCGAGUUGGCUAUGGCGGUGAAGUUUCUACAUGAGAAUGGCACGCUACUUCACUACGACAAUGCAGCUGACCUGGAGACUAUCUACUUCAUUGAUCCACAGUGGCUGAGCGACAUGAUCUCGGCGAUUGUCACGAUCCGAGAAAGAAAUCCGCAUCCAUACGGUGGCCAGGGCCGCCAGCAAGGCGUCAUGCUACGUGAGAACAUCUGGUCCAUCCUCUCUGAGAAGUCCUUCCCGCACCGGUACGAGAUGGAAUACCUGAGCCUGCUGCAUUUCUUCGCCGUGGUCGUCUUCAUGGACAUCGAGAGCUUGCUGAUACCGUCGCUGCUCUCCGACAACCCUCCGCCACCCUCACCACUGCACACCAGCCAUACCACCACAGCCGGCAGUGGCCGGAAUGAGGCGAAAGGAUCACUGCAGAGGCGCUACUGCAUGGGAAGCAUUCCACACGGUCUCUUCAGUCGCAUGUCGGCACGCCUGCUCUGUCAACUCGGUCCGGAGCUGAAAGCCCGUGGCAUGCUGUUGGAUGACUGGCUAUCGCCUGUUGGAGGCCGUAGUCAUUCAUCAGGCAACGGUCAGCAACACUUGCCGUCGCCGCACCAUGUACAUGCAGGCGAUUGCGGGGAAAGCUGUGGCAGCGCUGGCUCAACCGACGGCCGAAUUGUUGUGUGGAAAAGCGGCCUGAAGUUCGAGCAUGGGACGGAUCUAGGAAUCCUGAUUCGGGAAUUUGAGCAUCCAAGCUCGGGCGGUGCGGGAAUUGACAUAAGCAUCCGGGGCGCUCAACACAGUCGCUACUUCAUGGCUAUUGUCAUCAAUCAGAUCGACACACUGCUGAGAGAGUGGUACAGCGACAUCAUGGAUGAUCCGCUGAACCCGCUCAGGGUGGAGUGUGGCUGUCCCGUGUGCAAGGCCAGCAAUCGCAUAUCCAACACCUUCCUGAGACUGAGCGAGUGCAAGCAUAAGCUAGAUGAGGGAAAGUCGACACUCUGGUGCUGGGGUCACCGUGGUGAUGUUUCCAUGGCCGAUGUAGUACCAGAACUUCUGAUGGAGAACCUGCCGGCAGAGGUGUUGCUGUCGUCCUCGCGAGUUCAGUGUGACUUUAACGACAAGGAUAACCAGUUAGGUGUGGGUGGCUACGGGCAAGUCUACAGAGGCUAUGCGGACGGUCAGCGUGUUGCGGUCAAGGUGUAUCGGGACCGGGACGGUACUCUGUCCGGCUACCGGGAACUCUCGCACGAGGUGACAAUGCUACAUCAGCUGCAGCAUCCGCACAUCGUCCGCGUCGUCGGUGUUGUACUUCACCCACUCCAGUUUGUACUGGAACUGGCACCGCUCGGUUCCCUGAGGAGCCUGACAAAGGAGAAGAAGAUGUUACCAAGGUUACUUCUAUACUCCAUGGCUGCUCAGAUUGCCGAGGUGCUGCAGUUUCUGGAUGAGCGCUCUGUGGUGUACCGGGAUUUGAAGAGCGACAAUAUCCUGGUGUUCUCCAAGGACGUGCGAGACAAAGUGAACCUGAAGCUGACAGACUUUGGUCAGGCGUCGGCAUGUGCUCCGUAUGGGAUAAAGGGCAUUGGUGGCACGUGUAGCUUCCAAGCGCCGGAACUCCUGCGACGCGUCACGUACACCCGGAAGGUGGACAUGUACUCGUUUGGCUGCGUCCUCUGGGAGCUGCUGACAAACUCGCGGCCAUACGCUGGGAAGCUCAAGCACGCCAUAUUCAGACGUGUGAUCAGGGGCGCAAAACCGAAACUCGAAGAGAAUGACUGCGGCCGAGUGGACAUGCCGUGUCUGGUCACACUCAUGGACCGUGCCUGGCAUAAGAGUGCUAAGCUGCGACCGCAGGCCAGCGACACGGCCGAUUUCCUGCGCAUGCGCCACGUACAGCUGCUCAAGCGUGAGCAAGUCAUCAUGGCUGCCGCCGCUAAUCCGGACGCCAUCUCAGCCAAGCACAUAGCUCAUGUGCAGUCGCUCAACACCGUCUUGAUCAUCUCAUCCAGCGUUCAGCCAAGGAAGGGUUGCCUGGUUGAAGUGCUCGAAAAGGACUCGCUCAAGCUGUUGGGAACCACUGGUCUUCUCUUGCCAGGAAAUGAGGUCACGAAUGUUCUGUUGGUGAACGAGGCCCUGUGGAUGGGCACAACGUCUAGCUCCACUGCUAGUGUGAUCUCAGUGGGUCGGGUGUCGGCCACCUCCUCCAGACCUGUUUCGCCUGAUGGCUCGCUGAGUGCAUGCCCGGAUCACCGGCCAGCCGACGUGUCCUGUAUGGAGCAUUGGCAAGGCACUGUGCUGAUUGCGGCCACGUGUGGCUGCAUCUCGUCAUUUACCCACGACCAGGAACACCGCUGGACAUACCGACUGGAUCAAGGUUUUGCGUCGGCCAUGCUACGAGCCGGCGCUCAGCUCUGGGUUGCCUGUGGGCAGCGCAUACUAGUGCUCAGCGAUGAGACCGAGAGACAUCUCACUGUAGCAACCACAUUCCUCUCAGCUACCGAGUCGUUGGGCUGCUCUGAUAGCACUAACUCGCAUCUCAAGUCCCUGCAGUCAGGACUGGCAUGCUCGUGGACCAGUGGAUGCACUGAGCUAUUGCUGUGGAAAACAUCGUCCCUGACAGCAACAGUAACACCAACGACCACAGCACAAACCCUGGACAGUGCCGUUGCCAGUGGCAAUCACGGAGUUGACGUGCCAUCGAGAAGGAAACUGCUGCACAUUCAGAUCAACAGCCGCACCGCCCCCAAGUCAGCUGCGCUGUUUGGAUGCAGUGAGGAAAAUACUUCCAUAUCAGACGUUGUGCUGGCCAACAAAUGCCUGUGGGUUGCCAUGUCAACGGGCCAUGUCUUAAUCUACAAUCUCCAAGGCGAUGUCUUGACUUGGAUUAGGCCGUUCAAGGGCAAAAUCCUCUCACUGGCCAGACUACACAGUGACAUGGACACUAUCAGGCAAGAGUCUGUGCUGGGACUAGGACUGGAUCCAUCAACGCCUCAGAGCAUAAUAGGUGUGAAUACUACAUGUGCUGCCACCACAGCCACCACCACAGCCAGCAGCAGCACUAAAACAGAGGGACGACCGAUCGCUGCCGUGGAUGAUGAAGCCAAAGAAGAGAGAGCUGCAGCGGCAUCGCCAUCGCAGCUGAGCAUCCCGACCGCGUCCUCUGGCCGCCGCUCGCCUUAUUCCUCGUCGACACACUCCCCCACGGGCAGCAGCAGCAAUACCAUGGAGCUGCGCAGCAUCACCCGACGACUUGCCACUAAGACCCCUGCACCCACUGGCACUGCCGUAGUGCCGCAGUCAGCCAUGCUAUGGGAUGCGGUGGACGAGGAGUUGCUGCGCUUACUGCAUACCCGAUCAAGACAUCCAGAAGAUGAGAAGGAACCGACUGCACCUGAACACUAGAAGCAGCCACUUGUCAACAAGCAAACCAGCUUGAGCUAGUAGAAAGGAAGCUGUACUCUUUCAAAAAAAGUUUCUAUGUAGUUUUCCCCCCUUUAUAAUUUAUAGGAAGUUUGCACAUGGUAGCCUAGAAAAGGGUAGAGUGGAGAUGUAGACAAUGUGCAGCAUAAAGUGUAUGACCUUACGACUCGGCCAUGAUGUACAUGUACUGCGCGUGACCUAUGGACAAAUGUGUUUGCUGAUCAGACAAGGAGGCACUGCUGUCACUUCUUCCAUUGUCCACAGCGGUUCAUUGACCUACUCCCCACAAGUUUGCUUUGGCUGCAUAAUCAACACGGUUUAUUCUAUCACAUUUCUUGCAUUUGCAACCACGGUGAUGUUUGCUGGUAAUGUGAUAGACUGUGAUAUUGCACAUAUUGGCACAGUAAUGUGAUAGACUGUGAUAUUGCACAUAUUGGCACAGUAAUGUGAUAGACUGUGAUAUUGCACAUAUUGGCACAGUAAUGUGAUAGACUGUGAUAUUGCACAUAUUGGCACAGUAAUGUGAUAGACUGUGAUAUUGCACAUAUUGGCACAGUAAUGUGAUAGACUGUGAUAUUGCACAUAUUGGCACAGUAAUGUUUCGUGUACGUGUAUGUGUGAGCUAACGGAUUGUACUGUACUGAAGUACGUAGCAAACAUUUGCCUAACUUAUCUUCAUCCUUGUCUUCACACGUAUGGAUUCAGCUACACAGACACUGUAUUGUACUCCUUUUCUAUUUAACACCUUUCACCAGCGCUGAUGAUACUCUCCACACAUUGAGACAUUUUUGCACACUUUUUUCACUCUUCCCAUCACUGUCCUACAGCACCUCAUGGUAUAUCUACUUUUAAAAAUCGUUGUGUUUACAUUUAUCUUUCUGUUUCACCCUGAUCGGGUAAGGCCCGAACAUUCGGUGAAUAUUUCAAGUGACGUAUGCGGCAAAGAGGCCGUGUUUGAGUG
Molecule: messenger RNA, 7315 nt
Organism: Sycon ciliatum
Lineage: Eukaryota; Metazoa; Porifera; Calcarea; Leucosolenida; Sycettidae
Product: leucine-rich repeat serine/threonine-protein kinase 2-like
Exons: 13
Coding region: 583-6336 (1917 amino acids)
Biological process (GO): protein phosphorylation; signal transduction
Cellular component (GO): cytoplasm
Molecular function (GO): protein binding; protein kinase activity; ATP binding
Source: RefSeq, a predicted model, not a curated record